AAUGAAACUUUGGUUAACCAAAAGUAAAAAUUUACAAAUAGCAACAAAACGUGUUGAAUAUGAUUUACCACCGAAAUUUAUUGGCAAUACUCAAUUAGCUUUUAAAAUCGAUGAAUCAAUUGUAAGUCAAGAAGAAGCACCAAGUUUAUACGAUCAAAUGAGACAAGUGACAAAAGAUUAUCGUCUAUGUGCAAUGACUUUAUAUGUUCAAACAUGUACUCGAGAAUAUGAAUUGUUAACAAAUGAAAUUAAACAAAUCGUUGAAGGUAUUCCACAAGAAAACGACGAUGAAGGCGGUCAUGCUGUAUUUCUACAUUACAAUGGAUUACGGAGUCGAGAGCAACAACAACAACGACAAUACGUUCUCGAUAUUCCAAAUAAUAUGAUUAUUUCAAGUCAACCCCAGCCGAUUCGAUCUUCUAAAACGAAGAGAAAUUAUGAUCGAUCAGUCAAACGGUUAAAACAUAAAUUUCGACUCGCCAACAUAGUAUUACGUAAAACAGAUAAAUCCAAAGUAUUACAUUUAGGAAAGAUCGAUGAUUAUGACAAAAAAUCUAACGAUUAUAUGGUUAAAACACAAGCAUAUCAAUGUCUUGGUACACAAGAUCCAUUACCCGAUUUAAUUCAACGAACAAAUAAAUACUUACCAGAUCUCCGAUUAGCCAAAUAG
This is a messenger RNA of Adineta ricciae, 670 nucleotides long. The record is from the annotation of a GenBank genome assembly. Lineage: Eukaryota; Metazoa; Rotifera; Eurotatoria; Adinetida; Adinetidae.